AUGACGGACGAGGAGCUAGAGGUACAAAAGCUACAAUAUCCAGCCGCUGUCCAUGUCAUUUUCAAUGAGACUGGGUAUUUUACUCGCAAGAUUGCCACCGAAUGGCUAAACGACGUCUUUGCACAACGAAACAUCCCUCCUGGAACCACACCUGAUCGCCCAGCUUUUCCUGUAAUCGACAGCUUUCCAGGUCACCUUGGAAAGAAUAACAUCUUUACUGAGGCAUUGAAGACAAACAACAUCAUUCAGUCUAUUAUCCCAGGCGUCUGUACUGGAUUUUUGAAGCCAGCUGAUCCUGUUCAUAUUCGUCGAGCUCGAUAUGGUAUGAGAAAUCGUGAAUCGAAAUGGUCAAAGAUUAGAGAUGUCAAGCAUGGAGAUGUCACAAUCGACCGGACCUGGCCAGCUCAUAUUCCAUCUCGUCCAAACAAUGUAUCGACUAGCCGAACUUACUCGCUGUCUUCAGCUCGUUCUUCUUUCAAUUCAUCUUCACAUAUUGUGUCUGGACCAUCUACAAUUCAAAGUGGAGCCGCUCGCACUGCCUCUUAA
Messenger RNA from Sclerotinia sclerotiorum 1980 UF-70, 546 nucleotides. RefSeq lists its product with no specific name. The transcript has 2 exons. Gene Ontology annotation, molecular function: nucleic acid binding. The record is from RefSeq and is a predicted model, not a curated record. NCBI's taxonomy places the organism in Eukaryota, Fungi, Ascomycota, Leotiomycetes, Helotiales, Sclerotiniaceae. The coding region runs from base 1 to 546 and encodes 181 amino acids.